Molecule: messenger RNA, 414 nt
Organism: Strongylocentrotus purpuratus (purple sea urchin)
Lineage: Eukaryota; Metazoa; Echinodermata; Echinoidea; Camarodonta; Strongylocentrotidae
Product: craniofacial development protein 2-like
Exons: 1
Coding region: 1-414 (137 amino acids)
Biological process (GO): chromatin remodeling
Cellular component (GO): nucleus
Source: RefSeq, a predicted model, not a curated record
AUGGAGGUGAAACCUAUUAAUAGCAGACUUGUGAAGAUAAGGCUGAAAGGAAAAAAGAUUAACAUAACUAUCAUCCAGUGCUACAAUGACAGUGACGAUGAAGCUAAAGACGAAUUUUAUGACCAACUACAAGCCGAGUUGAACAACACACCAGGGCAUGACAUGAAGAUAGUGAUGGGAGACAUGAAUGCAAAAGUUGGGAACGACGACACAGGCUACGACAGGGCAAUGGGAAGACAGGGAUGUGGAGUCAUAAAUGAGAAUGUAGAAAAACUUCUUGAAUUCUGCUCUACCUAUGACCUUGUUAUAGGCGGGACUCUCUUCCCACAUAAAGACAUCCACAAGCUCACAUGGAACUCUCACAACGGACGAGAUAAGAACCAAAUUUACCACCUGAUGAUUAAUGGCACAUGA